Messenger RNA from Oryzias melastigma (Indian medaka), 2414 nucleotides. RefSeq names its product neurexophilin-1. Gene Ontology annotation, molecular function: signaling receptor binding. The record is from RefSeq and is a predicted model, not a curated record. Bases 611 to 1450 code for a protein of 279 amino acids. NCBI's taxonomy places the organism in Eukaryota, Metazoa, Chordata, Actinopteri, Beloniformes, Adrianichthyidae. The transcript has 2 exons.
UUAAACCACAUGGGGCCACAUGACUCUGCUGGGUGUGACGUUUGUCCUCAUGUAAAUAAUUAUUUUAACACUUUAUUUUAAUUGAGUGAAAGGGGGAAACAGAGUUUGUAAAGAUGUGGAGGCUGGAUUUGAGAAGGGAGGAGGGGGGUAUGCACAAACAGAGAGAGAGACAGAAAAUAAAGUGUUAAAACGUCUGUUCGCUCUCUCCAGUCUCAGCGCUGCUCAGUUUCUGCAGGAGCUUCUUCCCUCCAGGAUCGCCACUGGCGCCAGAUAUGAUCAGCCCACAUCCCAGUGAAGCCACGUCUCCCUGAACUGGGGUCCGUCCAGUUCUCCCCAUUUUUGUUUUUUCAUUGGAUAACAUGGAUUUCAACUAGUUUGAGUCAAAGAGGACCGACAGAGAGCAGGCUGAACAGUGGGGGGUUUCCGGGGGGUUUCGGUGCGUGGACGCAGCCUGCUGUGGAUAUGGGAGCGCGCGUCUGCCGGGGAGGAUUCGGACCCUGUGGAGGAGCCUCUUCCUGAAAGAGGAGCAAGCCCGUUUUCGGGCAUUUUUUAUUUUUUGUAUUAACUCUGUUAUUCCGGGGAGGGGGAGCUGCGAGUUUUACGCGCCGGAAUGAUGCGUCCCAACCGCGGCUUCAUCCUGCUCCUCCUCAACGGAACCGCUUGUUUGUCUCUCCAGGUGGUGUCGGGUCAGGAAGAGGACUAUUCCAGCCCGAAGAGCUCCUCCAGCGACUCCUCCAAGACGUUGGGUCUCCUGACCGGGCAGGCGUCCGUCUCCCCCCUGAGCCGCUGGAUGUUGCACAGUAAAAGCAGAGCCGCGAAUGCCACCUCCCUGGAGCUGCCCUACCAAAGCCCGGGCCCUUUCUCCAAGCAGGAGUUUUCCAAACAGGAGUUCUGGGAAAUGCUUGGCAGCGAUCUGCUCAAACCGGACUCCUCUGGCUCCAGGGUCAAACGCCGGCCCAUCGUUAAGACUGGCAAGUUCAAGAAGAUGUUUGGCUGGGGAGACUUCUAUUCCAAUAUCAAGACAGUGAGGCUCAACCUGCUGAUAACUGGAAAGAUCGUGGACCACGGGAACGGCACCUUCAGCGUCUACUUUCGACACAACUCAACGGGCCAGGGCAACAUAUCCGUCAGCCUGGUGCCGCCGGUCAAAGCCGUGGAGUUUGACCUGGAGCGCCAGAGCGUGGUGUACCCCAAGGACUCCAAGAUCUUCAACUGCCGGGUGGACUACGAAAAGGUGGAUCGCAGCAAGCGCACCUCGUUGUGCAACUACGACCCAUCCAAGACCUGCUUUCAGGAGCAGAUCCAGAGCCACGUGUCCUGGAUUUGCUCCAAGCCUUUCAAAGUCAUCUGUAUCUACAUUUCCUUUUACAGUACGGACUACCGCCUGGUGCAGAAGGUCUGCCCAGACUACAACUACCACAACGAGAUGCCCUACCUGCCCUCGGGCUAGAAACGACGAGAGGGGAGAGGACAUGGGGUGACCAAACUCUGGAAGAGGAAAACCACGGCUGUGAAUGCCAACAACAAACCUAUUUAAGAGAAAAAAAAGUAGCCUGACUAUUGUAACACGUUUAAGCAUAUAUGCAAAGUAAACACACCAGUAUGCAGAGGAGGGGGCUCUCCGGAUGCUCAAGGAAAACCUAGCAUCCCCAACAGAUUCUUACCUCGGUCCUGUUCCGAAACUUCUCUCCAGAAUCUCUGCCAUCCUUCAAGACGUUUCUGAAUUUUGUCCAAAUUUCUUUUUAAUUACCCUUCGCUAUGUCGCUCUUUGCAAAGUCGUAAAGGAGUCCAUGAAUCUGAAGUGGGCUUUUUAAUGGAACAACAUUCACUGGAGGCCCGCAGACAAAUUCAGGCUUUAUUACAAUCAUAAAGUGCUUAACUUCAUGUGCCCUCGAGUCACGGCUUUAACAUGCCACAGGAAACGUUUGGAACAGAUGGACGAGUGAGCGCAGAUUCAAACGACGCAUUUUAACCUCAACAUAUUCUUCAGCUGCUUCCACACGACAAACAAGACAAAUAAAUUGUCUAAAAAUUGUUCGGGGGCCAGAAGUUGGGAAGUGUGAGAGGAAUAACUAGAUUCUGCAGAUAGAAAGAGGCCCUCCACACUUAAGGUAGAGGAGUGAGAGAAGCUCUUUUAAUUAAAGUGGAGAAGAGACGAAAGUAUGCGGCGCCUUCCAUUGUCCCCUCUGCGUGAAAAAGAUUACAUUUUGUUGCCGUCAGGAUUCCUGAUUUCACGCUUUGAUAACUUUGACUGUGAGAGGGAGAUUGCUCUCUCUCGACAAAUACCGUGUUCGCUUAAGUCUGCGCGUUAUCUCCAACAGAUGAAAAUAUUAUCAUAAUAAUUACAUAUAAUUUAAUCUCCUUCUGAGCUAAUUAAGGUUUCAUCGAGAGGGCAAUCCAAAAAAAAAAAAAAA